UCGUUUUUCGUAGAUAAGAGACUAACGGUGAUGUAAAAGACUCGAUAGACUAUAUUCGUCGCGUAUAAAAGAUUUCCAAGUCGAGUGUAUCGUUAGAACAGAUUCGACCGAUCGCGUAGAAUACGAGUAGGCGAGGACCGGGCACUUGGCGAGAAGUGCGCCGCUAGUUCGUUGCCGCGGCCAUUACGCUGAGCGGUCGAGGGCGAGCAUCUCGCGACGUAAUCGCAUCCGCUUAAUUCGCGUUACUUAUCUCGCUGUUCGUCGUGACUUAUCUUCCUGUUCGUUGCUGGAGUUUGCGUAAACCUAUUGGAAAAGAGGUAACUAGAGCGUCGACAUGGGUAAGGAGAAGAUUCAUAUUAACAUCGUGGUGAUCGGCCACGUCGAUUCGGGCAAAUCGACCACCACUGGUCAUUUGAUCUACAAAUGCGGCGGUAUCGACAAACGUACGAUCGAGAAGUUCGAGAAGGAGGCUCAGGAGAUGGGCAAAGGUUCGUUCAAGUACGCCUGGGUGUUGGACAAGCUGAAAGCUGAACGCGAGCGCGGUAUCACGAUCGAUAUCGCCCUCUGGAAAUUCGAGACGGCAAAAUACUACGUGACGAUCAUCGACGCUCCCGGCCAUCGCGAUUUCAUCAAAAACAUGAUCACUGGGACGAGUCAAGCCGAUUGCGCCGUGUUAAUAGUCGCGGCUGGUAUCGGUGAAUUCGAAGCUGGUAUCUCGAAGAACGGACAGACGCGCGAACACGCUCUGCUGGCGUUCACCUUGGGUGUAAAGCAACUGAUCGUCGGCGUGAACAAGAUGGACAUGACCGAUCCGCCGUACUCGGAAGCUCGUUUCGAGGAAAUUAAGAAAGAGGUAUCGUCGUACAUCAAGAAGAUCGGUUACAACACCGCUUCCGUGGCGUUCGUGCCGAUUUCUGGUUGGCACGGUGACAACAUGCUGGAACCAUCGCCGAACACGCCGUGGUACAAGGGGUGGAAAGUGGAGCGUAAAGAUGGUAACGCCGAUGGAAAGACCCUGAUCGAAGCCCUUGACGCUAUAUUGCCGCCGUCCAGACCCACCGACAAGGCUCUUCGUUUACCGCUUCAGGACGUGUACAAGAUCGGUGGUAUCGGUACUGUACCGGUCGGUCGUGUGGAGACCGGUAUUCUGAAGCCAGGCAUGCUGGUAACAUUCGCUCCAGCAGCGUUGACCACCGAAGUGAAAUCGGUGGAGAUGCAUCACGAGGCGUUGACGGAGGCAUUGCCUGGCGACAAUGUCGGUUUUAACGUAAAGAACAUCUCCGUGAAAGAGUUGAGACGUGGCUACGUAGCAGGUGAUUCGAAAAAUCAGCCGCCGCGAGGAGCUGCCGAUUUCACCGCUCAAGUAAUCGUCCUGAAUCAUCCCGGGCAGAUCAGCAACGGUUACACGCCGGUGCUCGACUGCCACACUGCUCAUAUCGCCUGCAAAUUCGCCGAGAUUAAAGAGAAAUGCGACCGUCGUACCGGCAAGACUACCGAAGAGAAUCCGAAAAGCAUCAAAAGCGGAGACGCUGCGAUCGUGAUGUUGCAGCCGACUAAACCGAUGUGCGUCGAAGCUUUCCAGGAAUUCCCGCCGCUGGGACGUUUCGCUGUUCGCGACAUGCGUCAGACUGUCGCUGUGGGCGUCAUAAAGAGUGUCACCUUUAAAGAUACCCAGGGCAAGGUCACAAAAGCCGCGGAGAAAGCCCAGAAGAAAAAGUAACCAUCAAGCUUCCUCGGAAGCUCGCAGUCCGCGGGCUGGUGCCCGACGAGCGUCUCCUCCGCGAGGGGAUCCUCCGAUAGGAUGCAGUACGCCGCGGCUGCUUCAUUCAACUCAUACUCGACUAAUAAUAAUAAUACAAAAAGUGAAAAGAUGUUGUGCUUACCCCCGUUACAUUAUCCGAUAGUAUUGAAUCCGCGCAUCUAUCCGAAUUUGCACAUUCAGUUCACCCACGCCCCGCGCACACCCCACAUAUGCUAGGUGGAUUCUUACGUUUUUACUUCAUUCUUUACAUUGACGAAUAUGUGUCCAAUUACAGGUAAAACAAAACAACUAAAAAAAAAAAAAAAACUAAAAGAACAAAAAAAAGAAAGAAAACGUCAAAAAAAAAAGCAGAACAAUAUUCAGUUCCCUUGAACUAUGUGUAGUUAGGUUUUUCAAUUAAACGUAAUAACAACAACAACAACAACAACAAUUACACACAACCGAUGAAACAGAACGGGAUGAUGACGUGUGAUCAUCACAGCUUAAUUGCGCGAUACUAAACACGGGGCAGCGGCCGGUCACGACGAAUCACUUAAGACCUCCGCGCCACAUUAUUAAUUCGAUAACACAUUCUUUAUUCACGACUUCCUGGCGUUUACGAAAGAAACACGCGUAGAACACGUAACACGCACCCAUAUAAUACACGCAUACAGAUUCCCAUAUACCUAAACGAAAAACACUAACCUGAUGCGAUUCGAGUUGGACACAUAAAGAGUGUACCCGCUGCUGCCUCGCCAUCCCUUACUUUUUAAUCUUCUUUUCGAAGGAUUCGUUAAAGGCUGAUUUGUUCGAAGACUUGGUUGCCUCGCUGCGAAUAAUUUUAUUACUUGUAUAAGAAAUGUAUUUAUCUCUAGUUAGGGAACAUUAGACUGUGCUCCCAUCCCUUUCGCGGCUCGAAGAAAACUCGCUCCCGAUCGAGGAGCUCGGUUACACCACCGGAUCUUCCUCGUAUUCGCCAGCGAGUUUCACUUCCGAGUUGCCUGUGUUAAUCUCGGUGCCCCUAAUAGACGCGUUCUUCAAUUGUUUUGACCCUUAGCCAGUAUUAUGUUGAUGUAAUAAAAAAAAAAAAUUU
Bombus impatiens (common eastern bumble bee) is the source of this 2834-nucleotide messenger RNA. It is a transcript of the gene Ef-1a-f1, whose product is annotated as elongation factor 1-alpha. Gene Ontology annotation, biological process: translation; translational elongation. Bases 335 to 1720 code for a protein of 461 amino acids. The transcript is spliced from 4 exons. The record is from RefSeq and is a predicted model, not a curated record. Gene Ontology annotation, molecular function: GTPase activity; GTP binding; translation elongation factor activity. Lineage: Eukaryota; Metazoa; Arthropoda; Insecta; Hymenoptera; Apidae.